Molecule: messenger RNA, 2346 nt
Organism: Magnusiomyces paraingens
Lineage: Eukaryota; Fungi; Ascomycota; Dipodascomycetes; Dipodascales; Dipodascaceae
Exons: 2
Coding region: 1-2346 (781 amino acids)
Source: RefSeq, a predicted model, not a curated record
AUGACGAUAUCUACCAUAUUCAUAGUACGGCAUGCGCUCAGACUAGACUCAAUCGAUAAGUCAUGGAUCCAGACUUCUCCAACACCUUACGAUAGCCCCCUAGCAUCACCUCAAGGAUUUGAGCAAGCUCGUAAAACAGGCGACGCCAUUGCAGCCCUUGUUUUGGGCUCACACUUACAAGAAAAGGCUCUGGGAUCUGUGGCUAUCCAUUCGUCUCCAUUUCUACGCUGUGUUCAAACAGCCAACUGCAUAGCAUCGAGUCUAGGCGAGACAGCAUCUUGUUCUUCUUCUUCUUCUUCUUCUUCUUUUUCAACACAGUCCUCCUCUCGAUGCACCCUCCGAUUAGAUGCAUUUUUAGGAGAAUGGCAAACACCAGACUAUUACUCGGAUAUAGUUCCUCCGCCGUCGGAUGGCCACACGGAGUUGCAGGCAACUUCGCUAAGCUGGCUGGCCCAACAAGUGGGGCAAUCUUCCUCCUCUUCCUCCUCCUCCAAAAAAAUCGACUACACUUGGCCCUUAUCGCGGUGCGGACGCGCCGGAGAGUAUGGCGAAACUUGGGCAGCAAUGCACGCACGAGUCACGUCUGGACUCGAACAACUACUAGCUGAAUAUUCCACCGAUCCUAGUCUACAGAAUAUUGACACCCUUGUACUGGUGUCUCAUGGAGCAGCCUGCAACCCAUUGAUUGGUGAUCUGUUGCGGGCUCCAGUACUUUCAGUGGUCGGAGUGGCCAGUUACUGCGGGUUAAGCACGUGGUCACCUCGUCGGUUACGUGCAGCAGGAAACCCCCGAUGGACGGUUGUCUCAUCGGAUGGAGAUACUGAGACAGAGUCUGAAAGCAGCUCACUGGACGAGGAUGAUGAUGAUGAUGAAGAAGAAGAAGAAGAAUAUGAUGAUGACAUUUAUGAUGAAGACAGCUAUAUUAGACACCGACAAGCGAAACAGAUUCAGAGCUUGAAAAAUAUGGAACCGGCCGAAGAUUCUAAACAAUGGAGAGUGGUUGCUACGUCGCCGGAUUUGGCGGAACUUUUUGUAUCGUGGGGUCCAGGAGCAGCUCCCAUUCUGCGCGGGGUUGGCGGCAUCUCAAGUAAGCAUAGCAGCGUGAGAGGAUCGUUAGGUACCAAGAGUACCUUGUCUUCGAUAAUGACUACAAACCCAGUGUCGACCUCUCGUGGGUUCCGGCCGUUACAAAUGGGCAGCAUAAUAACGAUUGGUGGUACAGGCCAGAAUACUGUUAUUACUGCUCCAACAACAACAACAACUACCUCUCCUAAUUAUGAGACACCUACAGUAGCACCUCCGGUUGUUGUUGUGAGGGUGGAAAACUCUAUUGCGGAUACAACGGCAUUGCAUAAUAACCGCACAGGGUCUAGCGAGGCUUUUAUUGUUGACCAUAAUCAUCAACAUGGAGAUAUAUUACAACCCCGAGGAGGAGUAGGAGGAGAGCUGUUGGAGCGGCCACCUGGGCUAUCUACAUCUAACUCGACAUCUUGUUCGAGUUUUGAUGAGUUUGCAGAAAGUGGGCAUAAUGAUUACGAAGGUGAGGAGGAGGAAGAAGAAGAAGAAGAAGAAGGAGAAGGAAAUGAAAACAGUGAUGGUGUGCCCCACGUUGCUACUACUAUACGGAGUCACAAAGCCGAAUCGGUCACAUGUGGGGGAUCCAACAUAAUCAGCAAUAAUAAUUACAAUAACGAUAACAACAGCAAAGAUACUCUAAAGAAUGGAUAUUCAUUUAACAGCUAUCGAAGCAGCAUGGAUUCCGAUAGAACUACAGAUGGAAAGUUUGUUGUUGGCAAUAAUGUUAUUGAUGAUUAUGAUGAUGAUUAUAAUAAUAAUAAUAAUAAUAAUAAUAAUAAUAAUAAUAAUAAUGACGAUUACUACUAUUCAAACAGCACAUUGAGUCACCAUAAUAAUAUUAAUAAUAUUAAUAAUGAUCAACAAGCACAACCAGAUUAUUACGAUACCCCAUUUUUCUAUCGCCGCGGAAAUGUUACAGAUGGAGAUGUGACGCCUGUGGCCAGGUCUUUGUCAAGGUCCUCCUCUCGGUCAUCUCGAUCACGGUACAAGGCACUAGCAGGUGUUUUUGGGUCCAGGAGACGCCAGAAUAGUUCUGGUACUGCCGGGAAUCCAACUUUCCCCGUGUUACUCAAAAAACGCAAGCCUGUUGGUGUAUCUUUAGAUAAUACUAAGGAGGAGGAGGAGGAGAAGCCUUCAGCACAGGUCAAGAAGGUUCAAGAGUCUUUAGAAAAUUCGGCGCUGGCGUGCGAUGAAGAUGGAAAGGAUGAGAAUGGCCAAAGUUUUGGGCUUUAUAGGUUUGGAAGUAAUCAGCGGUUGGCCUCUUAUUAG